Messenger RNA from Brassica napus (rape), 1829 nucleotides. Its product is annotated as probable disease resistance protein At5g66900. Gene Ontology annotation, biological process: defense response to fungus. Gene Ontology annotation, molecular function: ADP binding. NCBI's taxonomy places the organism in Eukaryota, Viridiplantae, Streptophyta, Magnoliopsida, Brassicales, Brassicaceae. The record is from RefSeq and is a predicted model, not a curated record. The transcript is spliced from 3 exons. The coding region runs from base 111 to 1394 and encodes 427 amino acids.
UUAUUGUUUAUCAAAUCAUCCCACUCUUAACAUCAUAAAUUUUCAGCUAGGUUCAGAUUCUACAGACAAAAUCUGAGAGUUAUAAGAUUUUGGGGCUUGUGAGAGAAGAAAUGAACGAUGUGGUUAGUUUGGGGGUAGGUUCUGUUGCAGGAGCUGUGGCCUCCGAGCUCCUCAAAAUCGUGAUUGAAGAGGCUAAGAUGGUGGUGUCGUUCAAAUCUGUGUAUAUGGAGCUUGCAUCCACGAUGGAGGAUGUGCUUCCAGCAAUCAUAGAGAUCGAGAUGUUGCAAGGUGCUGGAGAACUAAAGAAACUCAAGGAUAUAAUCGAUGAAGCUCUUCUACUGGUUCGGAAGUGUUCACAAGUUAAGCGGUGGAAUCUACCCUCAAAAGCUAAAUAUACAAGAAAAAUAGAGGAUAUCAACAAGAAGAUGCUCAAGUUCUGUCAGAUUCAACUUCAGCUUAUUAUGCUUCGGAACCAACGGCUGAUUAUGCAUCAAUCCGGAAUCUUUUCUUACAUGAGUAUGCCUGUGGAGGGGUCUACCAUGAUGUCUGACAUUCUGCCUGAGGAUACGAGGGAAGCCAUUGAGAGUCAUCUCAAAAGCAUCAAUAUGAAGAUCGAUGGUUUGAGUGUUUAUCCGCCUGUUUAUAGGGAUCUUUGUUCGGUCCCCAUGCUUGAUAAGGUUCUCGUUGGUUUGGAUUUGCCAUUGUUGGAGAUAAAGACGAAGCUCUUUAAGGAUGAUGAUCCAGUGGUUAGUCUUGUGGUCUCUGCUCCUCCCGGGUGCGGGAAAACCACAUUGGUCACUCAGCUUUGUCAUGAUGACGAGAUCAAAGAAAAGUUCGAGUAUAUCUUCUUUUGUGUCCUGUCAAGUGCUCCUACCUUCAGGACCAUAGUACAGAAUUUACUCCAGCACAACGGUUAUGAAGCACCUACAUUUGAGAACGAUUCUCAAGCAGCUGAUGGCUUAAGAAAUCUGCUUGAGGAACUUCAAGAAGAGGGUCCUAUAUUGUUGGUGCUGGAUGAUGUAUGCCAAGGAGCAGACUCUUUUCUUCAGAAAUUUCAGAUUAACAUACUAAAUUUCAAGAUUCUGGUGACUUCUCGGUUUGAGUUUCCGAGUUUUGGUCCCACUUGUCAUAUGAACCCUUUGGGAGAUGAAGAUGCUAAGUCCCUUCUCAUUGAGAAGGCAUCACUUCGCCACUUAUCAUUUAAGAAUGAAGAUAUUUUACAGGAAAUUUUGAAACGUUGCUAUGGAUUUCCAUUCUUAAUUGAAGAAGUUGGCGUUCGACUUGUAAAAGAAGCUGUAAGAGAGGGAGUACUACUCCGAGUGGAGAGCAAGUCUGAAGAGGAAACAACUUUUAACAAUUCUCCACAUGUAAGCAACGUCAACACAAGCUUCUGACCUAUCAAAAAGGUUUGUCCGUUGCGAGACCAAUCAAAAUGAAGAAUAAAAAAUCAGCCCAAACGAAGAAACACUCAAUGGCUCAGUUAGAACAAGAGCCCAUCAAGCCCGAUGUGCAGUCAAAUCCUGUAACGGAUACUUGGACAGUAGAAAUAGUUGGUGAUUGUUCAAGCGAUUCAACAACUUACGAAAUCACUUUAUCUAACAAAUACUUCUUGCUUUGGUAUCAAUGGUAAUAUUACAAUAUAUAUAUUUAACGUAAUAUUUUUAUUUCUUAUAUACUAUACUAGGAUCGGUCCGCGUUACGCGCGGGAUAUAAUUUAUGUGUGAUGUAUAUAACUAAGUAUAAUAAAGUUCAUGUUUUAAAAAAUGUUAGGGUGUGAAAGAAUUAUGUAUGUUAAAAUUAAUUAUAUUUGAUUUCGAUGUUUGUGUCUA